This is a messenger RNA of Saprolegnia parasitica CBS 223.65, 2307 nucleotides long. RefSeq lists its product as hypothetical. Gene Ontology annotation, molecular function: protein binding. The coding region runs from base 27 to 2267 and encodes 746 amino acids. NCBI's taxonomy places the organism in Eukaryota, Oomycota, Saprolegniomycetes, Saprolegniales, Saprolegniaceae. Gene Ontology annotation, biological process: post-embryonic development. The transcript is spliced from 9 exons. The record is from RefSeq and is a predicted model, not a curated record.
AAAACGGCGGAAAAGAUUCGCAGCCGAUGGGUGACGGUGAGGAGGCGCCUGAUCCCCGGUCGCUCAAGGAUGCGCUUGUGCGCGACGUGGCAUGGGCCGAGAAGACGCUUGACGCGCACGCUGCCACGUACGCCCACGAGUGCACCGUCUGCCACAGCAAACAAACGAUCCUCCUCGUCGCGCAGCAACACGUCUACUGCCGCAUGUGCCGGACGACGACAGCCAACGUCUACUGCCGACCACGCCCUAGCGACAAGAUCAGCGAGCUCGAGCGCCUCUCCAAGAGCGCUGCCAACGAAAUGCUGCGGGAGAUGCUUGCCGCUUUUGAGCUACCCCACAACAAGAGUCUCUUGACCAACGCCAAAGUACAAGCGCGAAACCAGCUCCUUCUCGUCGUCCAGACGUAUAUUCCGCUUGCGCUAAACAUUGUUGGUGCCGUCAUUGUCCAGUAUGGCUUCGCCAACUCGCUCGAAGGCGUCCUCAAGAGCCUUCGGGCAAUUCAAGAGCACUGCGGCGACGACACAGCUCUCCACGAGGGUCUCAUCCAGCUUCGCAUCCUCUUUUCGCCCUUUAACACGUUUGAGCUUGACGACGCCCGCAUUCGCCAAGACGACGUCGACGCUGCGCACAAAGCGAUCGAAGCCGAAGCGCAGCGCGCCGCCGAAGCAAAAAAGCUCGAGGCGCUGGCACAAGAGCGCCGCGACAUGGCGCUCAAGCGGGCGACAAAGGCGGCGCGCGGCCUCGACCCCAACCAGAUCUAUGAGCCCGUCAUUGUUCGGCAACCCCCUCGCGAGAUGAUGCUGGUACCGGGUCGCCAGGCCUUUCUGAGCAUCGUCGCCACGCGCACUGAGAUCUAUCAAUGGACCUUCAACGGCACACCGCUGCCAGACGAAACCCCGGGCAUUCGUGGCACACGGAGCGCGUACCUUCGCAUCUCGUUCUUCACGAAAGCCAUGAGCGGCCAGUACGCAUGCAUUUGUACGAACGAUGACGGCUGCAUGACGAGUGAUACAUGCACGCUCGCGAUGGCCCAGCUCCAGCCAACGCUGCUUCGCCGCGUGACUGUACCGUCCACGCCGCACGACUUGUGUGUGGAUGCGACGACCGAGUACAUGAUUGUAUUGGCGUCCCGUGGUGUCGAGUUUCGGCACAAAACGACGCUGGCGGUAUCGCGGACCGAGAAUGCUCCUCCUUGCACCGACAAGAGCCUCGUCCUCGCGGGCGAUCGCGACACGCUCUUGGUCGGCCUCGCCAACGGGUCGCUUCAAGUGUGGCGCACUCAACGUCGGCUGCAACCGCCCGUGCGCGAGCCGACGCUAACAACGAUGAAGAAGGUGCCGUCGGUACGGCACAUGAACGUCGUAUCCGACGUAAAGGCUCCGCCGCUCAAACGCAUGGCCACCCGGCGCGCCAGCGUGACGUCGGUGGUGCACGUUCUCCGCACCGAGCGCCACGCCACCUCGCUGCCCAAGAUCGCAAGCAUGUCCUUCUUUGCCAACAAGGCGUGGCUGCUCCUGUCCGACAAAUCCAGCACGUUGCAGCUGUACCGUCUGAAACCGGCUCCGGACGACAGGCUCUUGCCGCUCCUCUUGGCAACUUUCGUGAUUGCGGCCCCCGGAAAAAUGCGCAUCAAGGCGAUCGCGGCCAGUGCAGCGCUACCGUUCGUGGCCGUUGCAUAUGAGCACGUCGCGUCGGUCGACCUCUUCCAAGUACGCACCUCGACGUAUGCGAAGACGACGAUUGCGACGCGGCAUCGCAUCUCGGCACUGGCGAUGCCUGCGUGGGGCUACGAGCUCGCGAUCGGCGAGCAAGGUGUGCAGCACGGUUUUCUGAGCAUUUUCAAUGUGGAGACGCGGCACCGGAUGUGGCACACACGCGGGCACUUUGGCCCGAUCGAGCACUUGCAGUACAUUGGCAACUUUGUCUUGUGCACGCUCGGGAUGGACCGCAGCGUCAAGCUCUGGGACACGACGAAACGCGCGUGCCUUCUCGAGUUCGUGCCCCAGUCCGGGAUCCCGUCGACGCUGCGAACGUUUUUCUAUGCGACGCCAGAGACCUCGACGGCCUGCGCGAUUGCGCUCGGAUAUUAUACCAAGCAACUCGAGGUGUGGCAUGUCGCGUCGCUCGACAAGGUACUCGCCAGCAUCGAGACGGAGCAUUUGUACGCCGUCGUGAUGGUGCAGAAGCAAUGGCGCGGCGCACUGGCCCGCCGCCGACUGCGACGCGCUGCUGUCUUUGCUGCUGCCGCCGACAACCGUGCGCCUUAAAACAUACUAGUGAACACUGGCGCUUUUCAAUGGACAGGAC